Messenger RNA from Procambarus clarkii (red swamp crayfish), 3387 nucleotides. RefSeq names its product U2 snRNP-associated SURP motif-containing protein. Gene Ontology annotation, biological process: RNA processing. The record is from RefSeq and is a predicted model, not a curated record. Gene Ontology annotation, cellular component: nucleus. NCBI's taxonomy places the organism in Eukaryota, Metazoa, Arthropoda, Malacostraca, Decapoda, Cambaridae. Gene Ontology annotation, molecular function: RNA binding.
CCUGCAGAUGUCAGUUGGUCACGUGACUUUAGAAAAUGGCGUCGUGAUGCGUCGCUCCCCGCCAUGUAAACAAUUUGGUCAGACUAACCGUAGUACACUGCGUUUGGUGAUAUCUGGGCGGUCAUCUGGUGGUAUUGAGGCUGAGAGUGAGAGUGUGUGGGUGGUGGGUGACGGAGGCGGCGGGCCGCAGGCGGCAGCUCUGUGUCGGGAAUUACCUCCAUUGAUUUUGUCCUGACGCGGCCCCCCCCUACAUUACGCUCCCCUUGUGCUGUUGACACGCUCCCGAGGUGCCACUUGGAUCACGACACGAGGGUUGUGAUCAAACCAGCAUAUAUAAAAUUUAAAGGGAGAGCAGCACAAUGACAUCCAGAACUAAGUCCAAGAAGGAGGAGGAGAAGAAGAGGCAGGAGGAGGAGGCAGCAGCUCAGGCGUAUGAGGAAUUUGUAGCCACAUUUGAAGAAACACCUGUACAGAAGGGCAAAGUAUGGGUGAAAGCAGGAACCUUCGAUGCGGGGUCGAGAAAGGAAGAUACGAAAGAGAAGGGGAAACUCUACAAACCAACAUCCAAGCUAGCGGAAUUGGCUGAAAAAUUCUCAAGUGCGGAGAAAGCUGCUCAGUACUCCAUCACCAAAGUGGAUAGGGACAGACCAGAAAAGCCUGGAAAAAAGAAAGAGAAAGAAAAGAAGAAGAAGAGUAACCUAGAGCUGUUCAAAGAAGAGUUGAAAAUGAUUCAAGAAGAGAGAGCUGAACGUCAUCGUAUCAAAAAUAUGUACCAGACACGAGAAUCUGGAAAGAGCAGUCGUUUUGAAGCGCCAGAACCAAAAAUACCUGGAUUUCUUGAUGACCCGAAGAUUGGAAGUUUUGAUCCUGGAGACCCGACAACUACUAAUUUAUAUCUUGGCAAUUUAAGCCCCAAGAUUACAGAACAGCGGUUGAUGGAGUUAUUUGGACGUUAUGGACCUUUGGCAUCUAUAAAAAUAAUGUGGCCAAGAACAGAUGAUGAAAGAAAUAGGGGUCGAAAUUGUGGCUUUGUAGCUUUCAUGAAUCGAAAGGAUGGAGAAAGGGCAUUAUCAGCUUUGAAUGGCAAAGAUAUUGAUGGAUUUGAGAUGAAACUGGGUUGGGGAAAGGCUGUUCCUAUCCCUCUCCACCCGAUUUAUAUUCCUCCGGCUCUUGUUGAGUUAACUCUACCACCACCUCCCUCUGGUCUGCCCUUCAAUGCCCAGCCUGAUAAAAGAGAUAGAGAUAAAAUCCCACCUGUUGGAACUCCACUUCCCGCAGAAGGAGAAAAGAAAGAGGAAAUGGACAAGAUUUUACAAAGGGCUGUUGUCAAAGUGGUUAUCCCAACAGAAAGAUCGUUAUUGCAACUUAUUCAUCGCACUAUAGAGUUUAUUGUACGUGAAGGACCCAUGUUUGAGGCCAUGAUUAUGAAUAGAGAAAUAAAUAACCCAGAAUUCAGAUUCUUGUUUGAGAAUCAAGGUCCUGCUCACGUUUACUACCGCUGGAAGUUGUUUUCAAUGCUGCAGGGAGAUUCACCUAAUAGAUGGACUACUAGACCUUUCAGAAUGUUUACAAAUGGAUCAAUAUGGAAACCGCCACCUCUUAACCCAUUUUUGCAAGGAAUGCCAGAAGAACUAAUAAAAAUGGAAGAGGAGGAGGAGGAUAAAAACAAGAAAGGAUCUUUAUCAAAUGCGCAAAGAGGGAGAUUAGAGUCAAUGAUUCGCAAUAUGACUCCAGAGAGAGAGAGGAUUGGGGAAGCCAUGGUUUGGUGUAUUGAACAUGCAGAUGCAGCUGAAGAAAUCUGUCAGUGCCUUACAGAGGCUCUCACAAAUAACAACACAGCUAUGCCUAAAAAAAUUGCAAGAUUAUACCUUGUGUCGGACAUCCUUCAUAACUGCAGCGUAAAAGUUUCAAAUGCCUCGUUUUAUAGAAAAGGCUUUCAGGCCAAACUAGCAGAAAUAUUUGAAGGGCUUCACAUAGCAUAUAAUCUUGUGGAGUCAAGGCUUCGAGCAGAGCAGGUCAAGCAACGUAUUAUGCAGUGUUGCCGUGCCUGGGAAGACUGGGCCAUUUACCCUCACGAGUUCCUAAUCCAUCUUCAAAACCUAUUCUUAGGCCUUGUGAAAAGAGAGACGAAGAUGGAGUUGGAAGAGGAGAUGAUGAUGAUGAUGUCCACUUCUGUGGAUCCAGUGCAAAUCCCAACAGAUGAUGUUGAUGGCAUUCCUAUAGAUGAUGUAGAUGGUAUACCCAUCAAAGAGGAGGAGAAAGAAGAAGAUAUUGAUGGUAUACCAAUUGCUAAUUCUCCUUUAAUGAAGAGUGCUGCAAUCUCGGCUCUGCUUGGCUAUGAUGAUGAUGACGAUGAAGAUGAUCUAGAUGGUGCUCCCUUGGAUGAUGAAGAUGUUGGUGGUGUGGAUGGCCUCCCACUGAAGGGCCCCAUAGUUUCUGACAAUGGUCCUGGCCCAGGGUUUGUCUCUUCUAAAUGGGAGAGUGUCAGCCCCAAGCGAGUCCAAGCUCAGGCUGUUACAACUUCUAAAUGGGAGGUGGUUGAGGCCAACCAGAGUGAAGAUGAGGGAGCAGAUGGCUCGGACAGCACACCCGUGUAUGAUAACUCUGGUCCACACACCCAGCGCAGCCAAAACAGUCAUGAUGAAGAUGACCUUGAUGGGAUUCCACUUGUGUAUGAUGAUUAUAAAAGGAAGACUAGAGAUUCAUCCGAAGAUGAUUCACAAUCUCAAGACAAUACAUCUGAGUACUCGGAAGACUCUAGAGGAUUUGACAGACUUCAGGGAGAUGUUAGUGAAGAACGAAGAGCAAGAUUACGUGAAAUAGAAGUUAGAGUAUUGCAAUAUCAAGAUGAAUUAGAGCAGGGUCUCCGUUCCCUUAAACCUGGAUACUCCAUCCACCGACAAGUAGCUCAUUAUCGUCACAAAAUGCUGAAAAAGAUUGAGAGAGAAGAAGGGAGUGAAAGAAGACAUCAUCGUCAUCGAAGUCGUAGCUCAACGCCUGAGGAGAGAAGGCCCACAAAGAGGUCCAGGUCACCCCACAAGUCUCGUCAUCGAACUCGGUCAAGAUCUCCUAGUUCCAGAAGACACAGGUCACGCUCUCCCAAAAAACGGAGAUCACACACUAGAUCUCCUCCGCGAAAGCACAAGAAAAAAAGCAGACAUUAGGGAUUUCAUUGUUGUGGGGAAUUUUUAUUUAUUUGCUGCCAUGUUUAAAAUAAAUUAUACAGUAUAUACAAUCACAUUUUGUGACAAAGAGUACCAGGUCAUACACCACUUCCAGCUUGAUAUCUCUUACGGCAAUUGUACAAUUACACUUUUUCAGAUGUGAAAUACACAAGUUUAAAACUGAAAUUAAAGAAAUUUCCUGUUAAUAAAUAUUUGAUCAUAA